UGAAUGAUUUAAAUUUUAGAGUAUUUAUUAAUAAUUAAGCUAUGAUACAAUGUUUAUUAAAAUUACUUUAUUAUCAAUAUUAAUUUUUAUGUAUUAUGUAAAAUGCAAUCAACAAGAUGAUUGCAAAUAUGGUGAGUGGUGUGCCUGUGAUGAUGAUUGCUGUCCCGGUUUCAUCUGUCAACAGCAUAUUAUACCAUUAGAUGGACAGUCGGGUUCUAUUCAAUCUCAACCAGCAAUGUGUGUACCAAAAACAUGUCAAGCAAUUGGCGAUAUGUGUGGAGGAUAUGCCGGACUUGAAUGUUGCAAUGGUCUGACCUGUAAUGCACCGGCAAAAUGCUGUGAUAUGUCUGGCAAAUGUGAGUCUAAAUGUUUAGUCGAUGGACAGUCCAGUUGUCUAAAUAAUGAUUUAAAAUGCUGUUCUGGUCUCAAAUGUUUCGGUAAUUUACAGCAAUCAAAAUGUCUGAAUUUUAACUGA
This is a messenger RNA of Oppia nitens, 475 nucleotides long. RefSeq lists its product as uncharacterized. Lineage: Eukaryota; Metazoa; Arthropoda; Arachnida; Sarcoptiformes; Oppiidae. The transcript is spliced from 2 exons. The record is from RefSeq and is a predicted model, not a curated record. The coding region runs from base 50 to 475 and encodes 141 amino acids.